This is a messenger RNA of Panicum hallii, 762 nucleotides long. RefSeq names its product GDSL esterase/lipase At5g03610-like. Lineage: Eukaryota; Viridiplantae; Streptophyta; Magnoliopsida; Poales; Poaceae. The record is from RefSeq and is a predicted model, not a curated record. The transcript has 3 exons. Gene Ontology annotation, molecular function: hydrolase activity, acting on ester bonds. The coding region runs from base 1 to 762 and encodes 253 amino acids.
AUGACGAAGCUUGUGUUCACCGCCUGCUGCUUCCUCCUCCUCCUCCUCAAUGGCGCUCAUCACGUGGAGGCCCGUCGCCACCGCGAGCGUCGCAAGGAGUACAUGCUCUUGGUCUUCGGCGACUCCUUCGCCGACGCCGGCAACCGUCUGAUGAGAUCAGCAAAGAGCAGGGCGUCGCGUGGGUGGUACUACCCCUACGGCAGCUCUGACUCAGCUCACCGCAACAGAGCAACCGGCCGCCUUUCCGACGGCCUGGUGCAAUCAGAUUUCCUAGCGAGGAUGCUUGGGAACGAUGAUGAGUCCCCUCCUCCGUACAGUCCGAGCGAGGUGCCGGAUGGGUCCGGCGUCAACUUCGCCCUACCCUUCUCCGGCGUCUUGAACGGCCCACAGGAGGAGAUGGCCCUGGGCACGCAGAUUGAGCAGUUCACAAGGCUGGUGAACCGCAGGGACAUCGAGGACGUGGACCUGGACGAUUCCGUCGCGCUCGUCUCCGUCUCCAACGGCCAUGACUACUCGCACGUCAGCGACACCACCAGCUCCGAGCAGAUGAACGCCUACAUCAGGGACGUGACGGACGGGAUCGUGGACGCCGUGAAGCGGUUGCAGGACCUUGGUGUCUCCAAGGUCCUGGUGAACUCGCUGCCGCCUCUCGGGUGCACGCCGUGGCGCUCCAGGCUCAUCAGCUACGCUCGGUGUGACAGCAGCGGCAACACCAUCGCCAGCACGCACAACGCGCUCCUCGCACACAAGCUGUCUGAAUAG